Molecule: messenger RNA, 444 nt
Organism: Knipowitschia caucasica
Lineage: Eukaryota; Metazoa; Chordata; Actinopteri; Gobiiformes; Gobiidae
Source: the annotation of a GenBank genome assembly
AUGGUUGAGUGGAGUGAAUCCGAGCGCACCAUCAUCACCAGCAUCUUUUCCUCUUUGGACUAUGAUGAUAUUGGCGCCAAGGCUCUGUGCAGGUGUCUGAUUGUGUACCCAUGGACCCAGCGGUACUUUGGUGGCUAUGGUAACCUUUACAAUGCUACAGCCAUCAAAAACAAUCCACUCAUUGCGGCGCACGGGACCAAGGUGCUGCAUGGUCUGGACCGCGCCGUCAAGAACAUGGACGACAUCAAGGCCACCUACGCCGAGCUGAGCGUGCUGCACUCCGAGAAGCUGCACGUGGAUCCAGACAACUUCAAGCUGCUGGCUGACUGCUUGACCGUUGUGAUCGCUGCAAAGAUGGGCUCAGCCUUCACUGCGGAAAUCCAGGCUGCCUUCCAGAAGUUUCUGUGUGUGGUGGUGUCCGCUCUGGGUAGACAGUACCACUAG